Messenger RNA from Penaeus indicus, 690 nucleotides. Its product is annotated as piggyBac transposable element-derived protein 4-like. The coding region runs from base 1 to 690 and encodes 229 amino acids. The record is from RefSeq and is a predicted model, not a curated record. NCBI's taxonomy places the organism in Eukaryota, Metazoa, Arthropoda, Malacostraca, Decapoda, Penaeidae. The transcript has 2 exons.
AUGAUUGACAUCAGGCACAAGUUUUCAACGAAAUUUAAGCCCUUCCAAGAUUUGUGCAUUGACGAAAGUCUGGUGCUGUGGAGAGGUAGACUUGCGUUCCGUCAGUAUAUGCCUAAUAAGCGCCACAGAUUCGGCCUAGAAUUAUUUUUAAUUUGUGAUGUUGAGACAGGUAUCAUCUUGGAUUUUAUAUUAUACACUGGAGCACAAACUGAGGUUCAGGUUGACUCAAAAUUUGGUUUUGCUGGUUCGGUAGUCAACGCUUUGAUAGAACCAUACCUGGGGAAAGGACAUAAUCUUUUCACAGAUAGUUAUUACGCCAGUCCAAUUCUGUUUGAACACCUGCAGCAAAACAGUACAGGAGCUUGUGGCACAGUUCGACCAAACAGAAAAGGGGUGCCUUCGUUCCCUGCAGUCAACCGGGGGGAAGUUAGUGCUUGCCACAAGAACAACAUGAUGUGCUUCAAGUGGUCUGCCAAACGAAUGGUCCAUAUGUUAACAUCAAUUCACGAAAACAAGAUUAUUCAAACUGAGAAAAGAGAUUACUCUACCGGUGAGCCAAUAAGGAAGCCAGAAGCUGUGGUUGACUAUACCCGAAAAAUGAGUAUCAUUGACAAAGCUGAUAUGCUUUUGAGUUGUGUAGACAGCCUCAGAAAAUCAAUCAAAUGGCUCAUUUUCUCUGUACAGAUUUGA